AUGGCCAGCAAACCAGAGUCUGCGCCUUCACCCGCGCAAGGUGUUGGUCCCUUGUACCGCCCUGAUGGCGAGAAGCCAACUGCGACUGUCUCAAAGGAGGUCUCGUUUGACAAUGUCCAUGUGCUGCCUCAAACACCCCAGCUGAUUGCUCUGUUGACGAUGAUCAGAGACAAGCGAACAAGUCGCGCCGACUUCAUUUUCUAUUCGAACCGCAUCAUCCGCUUGCUGGUUGAGGAGGGUCUUAACCAUCUUCCAGUCGUUGAGCAAUCAGUCACCACCCCCGUUGGAACAGCCUACUUGGGAGUCAAGUUCGAAGGAAAGAUUUGCGGUGUGUCGAUUAUGCGAGCUGGAGAGGCUAUGGAACAAGGGCUGCGGGACUGCUGCAGAUCAGUUCGCAUUGGAAAGAUUCUCAUCCAGCGCGAUGAGGAGACAUGCAUGCCCAAGUUGUUCUACGACAAGCUACCUACUGAUAUUGCUGACAGAUGGGUCCUUCUCUUGGAUCCCAUGUUUGCAACCGGUGGCUCUGCAACUCUCGCUGUAGAGGUGCUGAAGGAAAGAGGAGUUCCUGAGCACCGCAUCCUUUUCCUUAACCUUAUUGCCAGUCCAUCUGGUGUUGCUGAAUUUGCAGAAAGGUUCCCCAAGCUCCGAGUCGUGACCUCGUUCAUCGACCAAGGGCUGGAUGAGAAGAAGUAA
Penicillium olsonii is the source of this 693-nucleotide messenger RNA. Lineage: Eukaryota; Fungi; Ascomycota; Eurotiomycetes; Eurotiales; Aspergillaceae. The record is from the annotation of a GenBank genome assembly.